Amoebophrya sp. A25 is the source of this 204-nucleotide messenger RNA. The record is from the annotation of a GenBank genome assembly. Lineage: Eukaryota; Dinophyceae; Syndiniales; Amoebophryaceae.
AGGGCCUCAAUAAUCAGCAAUAAGCUCAACAACGGAGAAAUAUACGGAGGUCGGCGGAAUCCGCAAACGUCGUCGUUUGCGCCUGGAUCUCCUGUCGGUCGGCGUGUGGGAGGAAAAGCUGGAACACAGACCAAGUCAGCUACUUCGCCAACAAGUUCUUCACCACAACAUAGUCCGCGCAACGACCAUAAUACUGGUAACAAG